GGGGGCGUGAGCGCAGCGUUGUUGACAGCUGUGUGCGCUGAUGGCGACCUAUCGACGCAACUGCGUAUUCUGAAUUCCUUUCAAAGCUACACAGCCUCCAUGUAAAUACAUAUCUCCGACGCACUCGAUGAUACUGAGUUCUCUGUGGGUAUUUGCAGAAAUGUCAACAAACCGGAGGCUCCAGAUGAGAUAAUCGGUGAGGUUUCUCCUCAUUUCCUCAAGCACUGAGGACCUCUGGACUUUGAAAGCAUCAGUUUUCCUGAGACCUGCUCGUGGGGCUUCCUGAUAACUACAGGAUUAUGUUUGAAGAUCUGCACCACUCGACUCUGGGUUACUUGUUUGGUAUCACUGUUUUUCUGCUGGUCCUCCGUUUUCUUUACUCAAGCUUCAGCUACCAAGAACAGCGGGAGCCUCCAGGACCCAGACGUCUUCCUCUGUUUGGUAACCUGUUUCAGGUGGAUCUGAAAAGGCUUGACCGCAGUCUUUUUGAGUUGUCCAAAAAGUAUGGACCAGUGUUCCAGGUGUACUUUGGAUUUAAGAAGGUGGUGGUCCUGGCAGGAUACAGGGCGGUCAAAGAGGCUCUGGUGAACCACGCUGAGGAAUUUGGAAACAGAGAAAUCACACCUGUUUUUCACGAUUUUGCAAAAGGACAUGGUAUUUUGUUUUCCAAUGGAGACUCGUGGAGAGAAAUGAGACGUUUUGCCCUCACAACACUGAAAGACUUUGGAAUGGGGAAGAAGAUGACUGAAGAGAUAAUCGACGAGGAGUGCCAGCACCUCGUAAAAGAAUUUGAACUAUUUGAAGGAAAAGCCUUCAGCAACACACAGGCCAUCAACUAUGCUACUGCAAAUGUAAUAGCAGCUACGGUGUUUGGUAAGAGAUUCGAUUACAAGGAUCUGAACUUCCAAGCAAUGGUGGAAAGAGACAAUAAAAUCAUACAUCUGACGGGAACAGCUUCUCUGUUGAUAUACAACUUUUUUCCUUGGCUGGGUCCUUUCCUUAAAAACUGGAAGAAUUUGAUGAAGUAUGUGGAAGACGGGAAGGCGGACGCAAGAAAGAUCAUAGAAGAGCUGAAGAAGAGCCUGGACCCUGAUAUCUGCAGAUGUUUUAUUGAUGCGUUUCUGAUUCGUAAAAAACAUCUGGAGGACUCUGGCGUCGAGAACCCGUACUUCCACGACGAUAACCUGCUCUACAGCGUGACAAACCUAUUCGCAGCUGGAAAUGACACGACAGGAAAUACACUGAAGUGGUGUCUUCUUUACAUGGCCAAGUACCCGCACAUUCAAGAGCAGGUCCAGGAGGAGCUGAGCAGGGUGGUUGGAAACCGGCAGAUUCGUGUAGAGGACAGGAAGAACUUGCCGUACGCCGAUGCUGUCAUUCAUGAGUCACAGAGACUUGCCAACAUCGCACCGUUUGCCAUUCCUCAUGCAACUAGCAAAGAUGUUACAUUUCAAGGCUAUUUUAUCCAAGGGGGAACGACGGUUUUUCCUCUUCUUACUUCUGUUUUGUAUGACGGGACCGAAUGGGAGAAUCCUUACAGUUUCAACCCAACACAUUUCCUAGACAGUGAGGGUAAAUUCUGCAGGAGAGAAGCGUUCUUGCCUUUUUCUGCAGGUCGCAGAGUGUGCCCAGGAGAGAGUUUGGCCAGAAUGGAGCUCUUCAUCUUCUUCACCUCCCUCCUUCAGCGCUUUCGUUUCACCCCUUCACCCGGGACUUCAGAAGAUGAGCUGGAUUUAGCUCCUGUUGUGGGCUUCACCCUCUCCCCUCAGCCCCAGAAGCUGUGUGCUCUCCUUCGCAAUUAAAGAAGGAAGCUGGAACAAGGACGGUCUACUAGUCACUAUUAGUCACUACAACAACAGAACCACUUUUGUGGACAAUUAUAGCUGCAUUAAUCUAAACUGAGCAAAUUGUAUUAAGCAGAUUUACUGAAUAUCACAAACUAAUACAUAUAGGCUGGGCAUAAAGAUGUACUCCUGUACUCCUCAUGACAUAAAAGCAUACCUAUGUCCCAAGAGAUCAAUAGCCACUGGUUUUCUGCAAAUAUAUACACUUGCUUCUCGUAAUUAAAUUGUUAAUUCAUUGUAAACUUUGCCAAAUUUUUUGAUCAAUUAUACAUGUUCACAAAUUCCCAAUUAGGAUUUUUUUGGGGGAAAUUUAAUUAGUUUUUUCUUUUCAGUUUUCUUCAUCAGAAGUGACACAAACUAAAGGCAGUUUAAUGUUUUAUCUCUCAACGUUAGCAGCUACUGGCACAGGACUGGAAAAAUUGUUACUGGACCGUUUUUAUUCUCUUUCUGCGUUGCAUAAUAUGAGUGAAAGAGAGAAGCAAAACACAGAAUGCUCUGUACUUUCCCUUGUCUGAGAGAGAGAGAGUCAGUCAGGCCAGGGUGGAGCUUAACAGCUUCCUUCCACUUUGUUUUGCUUUGUCUUUGGCAUUUGAAGUAGAUAAACUGGAUCCUAAACAACGGUCACCCCAUCUCCUCUUUCUUCAUGGCUUAAUAGGUUCACGGAUGGCUUAUUGACCUCAUUUUGAAGAUGUUAGAGUUUAAACAAAUUCCAGGCAGAAG
Messenger RNA from Fundulus heteroclitus (mummichog), 2564 nucleotides. RefSeq names its product cytochrome P450 2K1. Gene Ontology annotation, cellular component: intracellular membrane-bounded organelle; cytoplasm. NCBI's taxonomy places the organism in Eukaryota, Metazoa, Chordata, Actinopteri, Cyprinodontiformes, Fundulidae. Gene Ontology annotation, molecular function: heme binding; iron ion binding; oxidoreductase activity, acting on paired donors, with incorporation or reduction of molecular oxygen, reduced flavin or flavoprotein as one donor, and incorporation of one atom of oxygen. Gene Ontology annotation, biological process: xenobiotic metabolic process. The record is from RefSeq and is a predicted model, not a curated record. The transcript has 10 exons. Bases 300 to 1802 code for a protein of 500 amino acids.